AUGGCUUCCAUGCACACCUCAACAACAUUUUCUUCAUUUUCUUUAUUUUCUUCUAAGAGAGUAAAUGUAAAGGCCUCAAUCCAUGUCCCAAGACCCAAUUAUGUACUUCCAAAGAAACAUAUACUCACUAGAUCAAAGCUGAUGGAAGGGUUAAGUACCUUCACGGACUCAGUUCCUUUACCAAUACUUGAAAAAAAUGAUUUGUCCAAUUCUGCAAUCUCUAACAACUCCUCCAUGCAACUCUAUGCUAUCUUAGAAGCUGUAUCCGACAGAAUCGAAAUGCACAAAAACAUAGGCGAACAGCGUCAGAAUUGGAAUGAACUACUUCUAAAUAAUAUCAACAUGAUUACACUCACUGCUACAACAUUAACCGGUGUUGCAGCUGCAACUGGUGCUGUUGGUGCACAAUUUUUGGCUCUGAAACUAUCAUCCACUCUUCUGUUUUCUGCGGCAACUUGCAUGCUACUUGUCAUGAACAAGAUUCAGCCUUCGCAACUCGCCGAAGAACAACGCAAUGCUACAAGAUUGUUUAGACAACUUUGGACUCAAAUCCAAACCAAAAUCACUCUUGGUAAUCUUAUUACCGAGGAAGAUGUGGAAUCUUCAAUGGAGAAAGUGUUGGCUCUUGACAAAGCUUAUCCACUUCCUUUGUUAGGAGGAGCUAUGCUUGAAAAGUUUCCUGCAAAAUAUGAACCUGCUGUUUGGUGGCCUGAAAAAAGAAGAGAAGGAAAUGCCGCAGAAACAAAGAUGAUGACGGGGAAUAGUAAUAAUAGUAGUAAUGGAUGGAGUGAAGAACUAGAAACUGAACUGAGAAAAGUUAUUGAAGUUAUGAAGAGAAAGGACAUAGAGGAUUAUGAGAGACUUGGAAACAUAGCAUUAAAGAUUAACAAGAGUUUGGCAAUAGCAGGUCCAUUACUCACUGGAAUUGCAGCUAUAGGUUCUACAUUUGUGGGAAAUAGUGAUGGAUUUUUGUCAGCCAUGGUUCCUUUGUUAGCAGGAUCAAUGGCUUGUGCAAUAAAUGGUUUAGAGCAUGGUGGACAAGUUGGUAUGGUGUUUGAAAUGUACAGAAGCAGUGGUGGAUUUUUCAGGAUGUUGAGCGAGAGUAUUGAAAGCACACUUGAAGAGAAUGAUUUGGAAAAAAGAGAAAAUGGAGAAAUACUUGAAAUGAAGAUAGCAAUGAUGUUGGGAAGAAGUGUUUUGGAGCUAAGACAAGUUGCUUCAAAAUCUGCUUCUUGUUGUAUGGACGAAUUUGCUAGCAAGCUUUUUUAA
Messenger RNA from Vicia villosa (hairy vetch), 1269 nucleotides. Its product is annotated as probable F-box protein At4g22030. The coding region runs from base 1 to 1269 and encodes 422 amino acids. NCBI's taxonomy places the organism in Eukaryota, Viridiplantae, Streptophyta, Magnoliopsida, Fabales, Fabaceae. The transcript has a single exon. The record is from RefSeq and is a predicted model, not a curated record.